Molecule: messenger RNA, 1099 nt
Organism: Caenorhabditis elegans
Lineage: Eukaryota; Metazoa; Nematoda; Chromadorea; Rhabditida; Rhabditidae
Gene: F26A3.5
Product: DDE_Tnp_1_7 domain-containing protein
Exons: 7
Coding region: 1-996 (331 amino acids)
Source: RefSeq, marked reviewed
AUGAGUUAUUUCGAACAUUUUUCCGCCGCUCGCACAUUCUCAAGCUCAGCAACUAUGUCAAGAGAUCGGCCGAAUAAGAUUAAACUUCCACACCGACCAGGCUACACAACUUACCUGCAAACAGGAGAUCUCACGUCUACCGACGGAGAAGAGGGCGUUUAUUCGCUGAAACUUAUUACAGGAUAUACACGUGAAGAACCCGAAAUUCUUGAUGAUGUUCUGGAUCCAUCUGGUGGUUCUUCAAGCAGUCAAAGAUCUAAUGAUCCACUCUUGCCAGCCAGUACCAACCAUCCCGAAAUUUUUGAUGAUGUUCUGGAUCCAUCUGGUGGUUCUUCAAGCAGUCAAAGAUCUAAUGAUCCACUCUUGCCAGCCAGUACCUUCAAACUUAGUUGUGUCGACUGCAAAAAACAAUACAAUGUUUCAAAAUCAAUGAAGAGUCAGGCUCGUAAGCGUAAAAUUCGACAAGAUAUGGAAGCAGAAGACGAUAUGCUUGAUGGAACUGGACUGCAUCGAAUGGCUCUUGUGAACGUGAACACCACUAUGCCACAGGAAGCAAAAGCACUGGAGGAAUUGUCGAAAAAACUGGUAAUCAGCGCAACAUUGACUGGAUAUGAUUCUGUUCCCAUCAAUACGCCAAGCAAAAGUCCCCAAGUUCUUUAUUUCCAAGUAAAAACACAUGCGGAGUUCGAUUUGGUUCAAGAAAAGAUGGACAAAAACUUCAUUUCUCAACUUGAAAUCGAGUCACUUGUGAAGAGCAACGAACCUUUCCUAUUUCCGUAUGGAAGAAGAAGACACGUCUUCACAAGCAUCUUAUUGGCUACAUACUUGAGCUUGUGUUCUGAUGAAGCAAACAAUAUUGAUGACUGGAAGGAUCUUCUUCGAAAUAAUGCGAUCAUCAAAAAAGCUGUCGAACACAGUGACACAAUGCAAAAAAUGAAAAAAUAUUUGUCAGUGGACGGACGAACUAUGCUCAAUUUUUAUAAGGAGACUCUUUAAGUCCUGUGAUUCCUGCCCAACAACUCGCAAUGAAGAAACAACUACUCGUCGUAAACUUGAUCUAGCUAUGUUUUAGGUGCUCAUGAAUGAAUGAUUUUUGAAU